Messenger RNA from Epinephelus lanceolatus (giant grouper), 2471 nucleotides. RefSeq names its product cyclin E2 (gene ccne2). NCBI's taxonomy places the organism in Eukaryota, Metazoa, Chordata, Actinopteri, Perciformes, Serranidae. The record is from RefSeq and is a predicted model, not a curated record.
CGCCGGCGCCACAGCUGAUGCAUUCAUUCAUUGACCACAGAGGAGCGGAGCCAUAAAUACAGUUGACACAAUGUCCAGACGCAGCGGCCGCAUCACUUUGCAAGCCAGAGAUUCAAACACACUUGAGCCGACCGUCAGAGCCCCGCUGAGGAAAAGAAAAUCAGAGCCCUCCAAGAAAAAACUACAACCCGCUGCCAAGAAACAAAGCUAUGAAAUACAGAAGUGUUGGUCAGAAGACGGAGCGAGUCCGUGCAUUCUCAUCGAAACUCCCCACAAAGAGCUGGAGCCUGCAGAUCCGUCCAGCUUCAAGCAGUACAGAUUCAAGAACCUCUUCAUCAAGGCCUCUCCUAUUCCCCGCCUCAGCUGGGCCAGCUCAGACGACGUGUGGAUCAAAAUGCUCAACAAGGAGCUGAAGUACGUUCACGACAAGAGCUACAUGCAGCGGCAUCCCAAACUGCAGCCCAAGAUGAGAGCGAUUCUACUGGACUGGCUGCUCGAGGUGUGUGAGGUGUACUCCCUCCACCGGCAGACGGCCUACCUCGCUCAGGACUUCUUCGACCGCUUCAUGCUGACUCAGGAGAACGUCAACAAAGACUACCUGCAGCUCAUCGGCAUCACUGCGCUCUUCAUCGCCUCCAAGAUAGAGGAAAUCUACCCUCCUAAAAUCGUAGACUUCGCCUAUGUCACAGACGGAGCCUGUGACAUUUGUGACAUCCAGCGCACAGAGCUUCACCUACUGAAGGCAUUAAACUGGGAACUGUGUCCAGAGACGCCCAUCUCCUGGUUGAAGCUGUACGCUCAGGUGGAAGCUCAGACAGACGGAGAGAACUUCCUGGUGCCGCAGUUCUCCCAGGAAAUGUACAUCCGGAUCACACAGCUGUUGGACCUGUGUAUGCUGGAUAUCAACUCGUUGGACUACAGCUACAGUGUUCUGGCUGCAGCUGCAUUCUGCCACUUCUCUACGUUUGAUGUCGUUCAUAAAGUCUCAGGCCUUACGUGGGACGGCGUGGCUCCUUGUGUUCGGUGGAUGAGUCCCUUCAUGGACGUGUUGCGGUCUGAACCCACUCCUCAACUCAAGAACUUCUCCAAAGUCAAACCCGACGCCCGACACAACAUCCAGACACACGUGGCUUAUCUGGAUCUGCUGAGAAAAUCUCAGGACUGUCGGCUCGACAACCUUGAAUGUCAGCUGUCACCCGUUGCCAUGGGAGCUACCCUGACUCCGCCCAGCAGCGCAGAGAAACCAGCCAAUCACUGAGCAGGACACAGAUCAGCGAGGACAUGCUACCUCUACCCACCGUCUGACCUGAAGUGACCUCUCUGACCACAUCAGCUCCUCACCAAACGGGACAGGAUUUUAGGAAAAGGCAACUUCCUGUAGCUUGUUUUUAUUUUUUUAAAACACUAAAUCUGAUUCCUGUCGGUAUUUUUUAUAAAAGUUCAUUGAAGUUGUCAGGCAUUGCAGUUCUCAGUUGACUUUUAUUUCUUUUCUUUUUUUUAAAAAUUAAUUUAGGAAUUGAUUUGAGAGGAAACGGAACAUUUUAGGUGAUCUGGGAGUUUCACUGGUGCUAUUCUUGAAAUCGAGUCUAAAAUGCUUUCAGAUGGUGCUUCAGUCGGAUUCUCAGGAAAAUGAAAAUGAGGAAUCUCAUUUUCUGCAACAAAUAUUUCAUCCUACUCUGAACUGGAGGAAAGUUCAUUUUUUCCUAAAUUCACAUUGUGUGUGAAUUUGCAGAUCUGCAUGUGUUAUCAUCGCAGCAAAGAAACAAUGUGAUUACACAGCAUGUCUGCUCUGUUUUGCUAUAUGAGCCACACGAACAAGACACUUUAUUUGCUGUUAAACAUCCUGAAACCUGCAGGUGUUUUCGAACGCACCUGACCUGUUUGUUUGGCUCAGUAAUUCCCUUUUUUUUUGUUUGUUAAAUCGUGAUUAUAGUUGCAACCUGGUUGCACAUUCUUGUUACAUUCCUGAGAAACUUGACUUGCAGAGGAAAACUGCACAUGAUUGUGCAAAGUUUUUGCUUUUCAUUUUUAAGUGCUUGUAUUUAUUGAUAAGCCUUAGUAUGUAAAAACAAAAUGUACCAUAUGUAAAAAAACAAAUCUUCAGUGGUGAAAGAGCUCUGUUUGAUCGCUGCCAAAGGCAAAAGCUAUUUAUGAUUUUGCUCUGUGACACCUGUUGUUCAAUUACAGUUCCUCAUUAAAUGUUGUACACUAGCCAGACCUUUCUUAGUGCCUUUUUAAAAGAAAUAUGAACUGUACGGCUACUUAAUUUAAGCUGCAGCUAGCCGAAAGGCUGAACGAGCCUGUGACUGUAAAUCUGAAUCCUCCACAGCUGGAUGGAGGCUUGCAGUGAACAAACAACCAUGUAAACUGUGUGUAGAUGUUAAAGAAUGUAUGUUUUUGUACAUAACGGAAUUCAGAAAUGUGUAAUUUUCUUUUAUAUUGGAAUGUUUUAAUAAAUGAAGUAAAAUGAA